Molecule: messenger RNA, 609 nt
Organism: Anopheles marshallii
Lineage: Eukaryota; Metazoa; Arthropoda; Insecta; Diptera; Culicidae
Product: peritrophin-44-like
Exons: 1
Coding region: 1-609 (202 amino acids)
Cellular component (GO): extracellular region
Molecular function (GO): chitin binding
Source: RefSeq, a predicted model, not a curated record
AUGAGCCUUAAAGCACUGUUGCUUAUUUCGAUCGUGGCCACGAUGGGCUGGCAGGAAGUUUUCGGUGACCCAAUUGGAGUAGUGUCAAACCCGUGUGUUGGUGAACCGGAUGGCUAUUUUGUGCGUGAUCUAAACGAUUGUCAAGCCUACCACUACUGUUUCAACGGUACCACAGCGAGCAACAAGUGUCCCGGCGAUUUCUACUACAACGAGCUGGAACAGUUGUGUGACUACCAAGACAAGGUGAUGUGCCACAUUUGUUCGGAGAAGCUGGGUGUGCAGAUUCUGCCACAUCCACAAGAUUGCACCCAAUUCAUAACCUGCUCCGAGGGCGUAUCGUUCGUCAGUCGGUGUGCCGAAGGAUAUGCGUUUGAUCGACAGAAGAAGGUUUGCAAUCCCGUGGAGCGCGUCAAGUGCGAACAGGAACUCUGUCCGGAGGAGGAUGAUCCGAACGAGAUCGUGUUUCUGCCGGGGGUGGAACGUUGCGACGAGUACUUCAUCUGCCGGGCGGGAACAGCCAUUCAAGCGCUCUGUGCGCCGGGACUUUACUGGGACGCGGGCAAGAAGCGGUGCGAUUUGAUGGCGAAUGUCAGCUGUACUUUGUACUGA